CCUGUCAUUUUCAGUUAAAAUUUUGUUGUGUCUGGUUUCCUAAAGCGGAAGAUUGCAAAAUACUAAAUUAUUUUUAUACUUUUAUAAAAAGUUAACAAACACAAUAAAUAGCUAACUAAAUUAGCGUAAACAGCAAACGAUGGCAGAUCUUAAGAAUGAUGUUGAUAGCGAUUUGGACCAGAAUUACUCGUUGAGCAGUAAUGCGGAUCCGAAAAAUAUGCAGGAAUUGACAAUAUAUGUACAAAACCUGCUACAAAAUGUGCAAGACAAAUUCCAAACAAUGUCGGAUCAAAUUAUCACACGCAUCGAUGAUAUGGGCAACAGAAUAGAUGAUUUGGAGAAAAGCAUCGCAGAUCUGAUGAAUCAAGCUGGCGUUGAGGGCCCCGAAAAGUAAAUCUUAUCAACCAAUGAAUCAGGAUUAUAGCAUAGAUAUUGCCAUGAAGCGUACAUAUAGACAUUGCUCAUUAAUUAACAAAUCGUAAUGGAUUACAAAUAUUUCUAUGUAAUCCCAAAGCAAACCAUGUAUUAUUGCACAUACAUACAUACACACAGGCAUAAAAGUCGAUCUCCACAAAUGCGCACGAAAAAGCAACAUACAUUGCUGAUAAGAAUUGGCUUGAAUCAAACACAAAACAUUUAAUUAAGUACAUUAACUUAAAUAAGUGAAUAAAAAAAAUACAUAACAGAUAA
Molecule: messenger RNA, 690 nt
Organism: Zeugodacus cucurbitae (melon fly)
Lineage: Eukaryota; Metazoa; Arthropoda; Insecta; Diptera; Tephritidae
Product: heat shock factor-binding protein 1
Exons: 2
Coding region: 140-394 (84 amino acids)
Biological process (GO): cellular heat acclimation
Cellular component (GO): cytosol; nucleus
Molecular function (GO): transcription corepressor activity
Source: RefSeq, a predicted model, not a curated record